AUGGCUUCUACAAAUGCCUUUGGCUCUAGCACUAGCUCCUCAGGAUCUCCAUGUGGAGCAUGCAAAUUCCUUCGUAGAAAAUGUACAUCUGAAUGCAUAUUUGCACCUUAUUUUUGCUGUGAACAAGGACCUGAUAGAUUUGCAGCCAUUCAUAAAGUGUUUGGUGCUAGCAACGUUUCCAAGAUGCUAUUGCAUAUACCUCCUCAAGAUCGUUAUGAUGCUGUUGUUACAAUAGCUUAUGAAGCUCAAGCUCGUAUUAUAGAUCCUGUUUAUGGCUGUGUCUCUAAUAUUUUUGCUUUGCAGCAACAGGUAGCAAGCUUGCAAGCACAACUGAUGCAAGUGAAGGCACAGCUGAGUCAAAACCUGGAGGAGUCAAAGAACAUGGAGAAUCUGUGGUCAGUAAAUGUUGCUAGACCACAAUUAAUCACAAACAUGAACCCUAAAUCUCCUAAGAGUUCGCUUGAGUCAAUUGAUUAUAGCUGCUGCAGCAUCAGUGAUGGAAUGAGCAUGCUAGACAUACAAAGCAACAGAGAAGCUUUCACUUUCUCGUUGCAAGCUUAUUCUAAGAAAAAUAAUGAUUUGACUGAGCUUCAAGAACUGGCUCUCAGAAUAGCAGGGAACUAA
Messenger RNA from Lathyrus sativus (Indian pea), 624 nucleotides. NCBI's taxonomy places the organism in Eukaryota, Viridiplantae, Streptophyta, Magnoliopsida, Fabales, Fabaceae. The record is from the annotation of a GenBank genome assembly.